AUGAAGUUCGGGCACAAUCUUCCUCGGAAUCAGGUGCCUGAAUGGGCAGAUUUCUACAUCAAUUACAAGGGCUUGAAGAAGCUGAUCAAGAAUGCGGCCGAUGCUUCCAAGGACGGUUCGGCACCCGAUCUUGCAGAAUUCUUCUUCUCCCUCGAUCGAAACCUUGAAGACGUCGACAGCUUCUACAACAAGAAACACGCAGAAUGCUCGCGCAGACUCCGGCUACUCCAGAGUCGCUAUGGACGCAUCGCACAGGCGCCGGACGACAUCGACCAAGACGAAGUGCAGGAGUUGAUCGGGGCGUUGCUGGAGCUUCGCGGCCAGUUCCGCAAGCUCCAAUGGUACGGAGAAGUCAAUCGCCGAGGCUUCAUCAAGAUCACGAAGAAGUUGGACAAGAAGAUCGAUAAAGUGUGUCUGCAGGAGCGAUAUUUGACGUCAAAGGUCAAUCACAGGCCAUUUGCGCACAACCUGCCCUUGAACCAGGACAUGAAGACAAUCAACGAGUGGCUGUCGGGCAUUGGUGACAUCAAGACUUUCGACGACACGGGUUCCACACAUUCGGCAGCGUCGUUAGGCAGAGUGCCCGGAGGCGCUCUUCAUCUCCCCUCGGGUCUUCUGGAUUCCGUUGAUCAAGCAAUACGAGCUGACAAGGUCGACGAACUCGAUCAACUUCUCGCCAAUGCAUCUGCGAGUAAUGGUGUGGCCAGCGCUUCAUUCCAGCAGCUUUUGUUGAAUCUUCUACAGCGUGCUAUAUCCUGCCGAGCCAAAGCAUGCAUAAGCCGAUUGUUGAAAGACAUCAUCUCUCUAGACGAAGGCGACAACAUCAACAAGCGUAAUUGCAUCCAUCGUCUUGUCAUCAGUAUCGGACGUGCCAAGAGCGGAGAGACCUCGAACGGUGACGGCGCCCAUGUUCAAAGUUCGACAGAAUCGCGGAGCUUCAUCGUGCCGGCAACUGCACCGAACCGUCAGCCGUGGCCGUGUACCAGCACCGAAGAAGAGUCGGCUAAGCUUUUGGACGCAAACGACGAUUCUGUAAAUCUUCUCACGUAUCUCCUUGACAGCUUACAGCUCGAUCAGCGUGCCGCUCUACAGGCACGUGACUCCUAUGGGCGCCUUCCGCUGCACUAUGCCGCUCAGUAUGGCUUCGUUGUCAUCUGCCAGACUGUCAUGAAGCACAUGCAGGAGUGGGGUCAGUUCAAUGUUACCGAGGGCAUCGACUCCCCAUAUUGGCAAGAUGCUGAGGGGUAUGCCCCAUUGCAUCUGAGCGUCAUGGGAGGGCAUCCUCUGACUACGAAAACUCUCUUAGAUGCGGAGAAUUGGCGUGGUACAAGCGAGGACAAACUCAUCUUUAGGAGAACUAUUUCGCAAUCCGGGGCCGCUCUAGCACUUGCAACGCGCUCUAACUUCGUGGCUAUAGUUCAGCUGUUGGUUGAGGCUGGUGUCGACGUGAAUUAUGUGGACGAAGGGGGUGAGACAGCACUACAUAUGGCUGCACGGUACGGCCACACCGAAUGCGCCAAGGCCUUGCUGGAGGGUUCCAAGGACAACAAGGCCAAAGUUGACAUCCCCGAGAAAACAUUUGCAUGGACGCCGCUAUUCAUCGCUUGUGUCGAUGAUCACCUCCCCAUUGUCGAGCUGCUGGUAUCUUCUGGAGCCAAUCUGGAACUCUGCGACAAUUCUGGAUGGACUGCAAAGGAACAUGCAGCGCUACGAGGUCACAUGGCCAUUGCAGCGAGGCUUGCGGAGCUUGCACCCACAGCGAAUUCCUCCCUCGCCGUACCCACUGACACAAGGAUCGCCCGAGCAGGCUCUCCACCGCAAUCGUCGCUUGAUGAGCGCCGAUCGAAAAAUAUCAACCGAGACAACACAGUAGUCAUGCAGAAAUUGCCUGAACCCGUGAAGACAUUUGGCCAUCGCUAUUUGACGAACGAGACCAUGAUAUUGGUUAGCUUGGGAUCUAUGGACAUCCGAAAAGAGACACCGGCUGUCAAGCUCGACGAAAUACCUCUCGCUGACGCACAUGCUACUCAGCUUGACACGGCCCUGUCGGUGGUAGUGUCAGCCUCUGGAGCCACCGGUGAACCCACGGUGAUUGAUCUACCGGUCCAAGACAACAUCGCUACCGAACCAAUAACGUUCAAGACGACAGAUAUCAGCAAGGUCAAAGUCUUGUUUGACAUUGUUCCUACUUAUGCAGGUACAAACGACCGUGUAGUUGGCCGAGGUGUUGCAUUGCUGUCCACGAUCAAGACCAGCAUUGGCUCUAAACGUAUCUCUUUGCAGGGCGACAUGAAAGUACCGAUCGUCGCAGCGUCAACUUUGGACGUCAUCGGAACCGUCAACUUCAACUUCUUGAUCAUCACUCCCUUUAAGCAUCCGGAGAUGACUGUCACUGAGGAUCACACAUACUGGAAGAAAAUGGCGUCCACAAUGGUCAUUGGGCAUCGAGGCCUUGGCAAAAACACGGCUUCACGAACAUCAUUGCAACUCGGCGAGAACACGAUCCAGUCUUUCAUUUCUGCAGCAAACUUGGGUGCGGAAUAUGUUGAGUUCGAUGUUCAAUUGACAAAGGAUCAUGUACCGGUGAUCUACCACGACUUCCUCGUUAGUGAGACGGGCAUCGACGCGCCUGUCCACACGCUCACACUAGAUCAAUUUCUCCAUAUCGGCGAAGGUCAAAAACCACGCCAGUCUCGACAAGCCUCGCCCGAACCUGACUCCUCUGCGAACAGUACAACCGGAACGGACGGCGAUGUAGAUCGGGCCAGCACCCGGCGUUUGCGAUCAUAUUCUGUUGAUAACUCAACGCAGCGAAACAUCCAUCUCGACCGACAGCAUGAGCUUACAGAACGAAUGAAGUACACGCGCGACUUCAAGAAGAAGGGCUUCAAGGGCAACAACCGAGGCUUUUCGAUUCAGUCCUCCUUUACCACUCUCGAUCAGAUGUUCAAUGAGCUAGAGGAGACAGUAGGCUUCAACAUCGAAAUGAAGUAUCCCAUGCUGCACGAGUCUGAAGAAGAAGAGAUGGAUCAGUACGCUGUGGAGCUCAACUCGUUCGUCGAUACCGUACUGCAGAAGGUCUACGACAAGAUGGGGAAGCGCAACGUCAUCUUCUCCUCGUUCAACCCUGACAUUUGCCUCAUGCUAUCCUUCAAGCAGCCUUCCAUUCCUGUGCUUUUCCUCACGGAUGCUGGUACCUCGCCGGUGGGCGAUGUUCGCGCUGCUAGCUUGCAGGAAGCCAUUCGAUUCGCCAGUCGAUGGAACCUGCUUGGUGUUGUCAGUGCUGCCGAGCCGCUUGUCAUGUGCCCCAGGCUAGUCAAGGUGGUCAAGGAGAGUGGGUUGGUCUGUGUCAGCUAUGGAACACUCAACAAUGAUCCUGACAAUGUCAAUCUUCAAAGAAACGAAGGCAUCGACGCCGUCAUCGUCGACCAAGUCCUCAAAGUCCGAAAAGGUCUCCAAGGCCCAAGUCAAGAUGGUAUCACUAAUGGCGUUAAUGGUGCUUCGCUUGUCGUGCCUACGACUUCCGUGCCGACCAUCAAGGAGGCUGCCGAGGCACUUGAUGGGUUAGAUGUCAACGGACGUCGAGAGCAAACUUCGUGA
Messenger RNA from Parastagonospora nodorum SN15, 3600 nucleotides. RefSeq lists its product as hypothetical. Gene Ontology annotation, molecular function: protein binding; glycerophosphocholine phosphodiesterase activity. NCBI's taxonomy places the organism in Eukaryota, Fungi, Ascomycota, Dothideomycetes, Pleosporales, Phaeosphaeriaceae. The record is from RefSeq and is a predicted model, not a curated record. The transcript has 3 exons. Gene Ontology annotation, biological process: glycerophospholipid catabolic process. Bases 1 to 3600 code for a protein of 1199 amino acids.